AUGAACAGACUUAAAGUCAAUCAAAGCAAUGAAUCACCAAUUAUACUUUAAUUUCAGAAUCUUUAACCUAAUACUUAGUAUUUCUAUAUAUUUGAGUUCUAUGAUAUUGAGAACAUUACACCUGAAUAUCUGAAGACUGUGUACAACAAAGAAAAAGAUUACGAAUUUACAACUGAGUUUGAAUAACCAAUGUUUUCAUUCAAAACUUUUGGAUUGAUCGGACAACCGUACACUUUUAAUUUUAGUGCCUCAGGUUGUGCAAGAACUGCAUCAAUCAGUACUAUUUUUCUUGAUAUAUAUUAAAAUACCUAUCCCCAAUUCUUUUUCAUGCUAGGUGAUUUGCAUUACAGAGAUAUAAAUACCGAUUCUGUUGAUGAAUUUGACUUUGCUUAUAAGCAAGUCUUCGGUUCCACUACAUAGAGAUAUUUAUAUCAAUAAGUACCAAUCGAAUAUCAAUUUGAUGACCAUGAUUUUGGGAAAAAUGAUGCCGAUGGAAACAGUCCUACCAGAAAUACUGCCAAUUUAUUAUAUUGGAAAUACGUUCCUCAUGGGAAUCUACAUAAUUAUCGACCUCUAUUUCAAGACGAAGAGUUACCACAAUUCCCAUAAGAAGUGAAGAACAUAGAGGAAAUAAAUGAAGAAAAUAUUGGAUCCUAUAGAUAUCAAAUUAUUGGAAGAACCAUAAUAAUCACUGUUGAUUUAAGAACAUUUCAAAAUUUAGAAGUCUUAGGAGAUCAAUUUGGGAACUUCUCAAAUGCAAGGUCUAUUUUAGGAAAAUAAUAAAGAGAAUGGCUAAUAACAAUAUUAGAUAAAGUAGCUAUAACAGAUUGGAUUUAAGCAGUCAUUUUCAUAUCUUCUGUGAAUUUCCAUGGAGAAACAUGGGAUAUGUUUCCUCAUGAAUAACUAUUAAUAGCUGAUAAGUUAUAGAAUAUUCAGGAGGUUUUAGAGAAAUAAGUGUUGAUUGUCAGUAGUGAUUCUCAUAUGACUGCUAUGAAAAAUGGAUAUAAUUCUUAUAUUCAACAUCUAGGCCUCAAAUACAAGUAUGGACUCUAAGAAACAAUGUGUGGAUCGUUGGAUAAGUCAGGUUCUUGCAAGACUUAGCCAUUAACAUUUGGACCUUGGUUGGGGAAGAAUCACUACACCAAUAUUGAAAUUUAAGAUUCUCAAUUAAGAACCUGCAUAAUUAUUAGAGCUUUUGAAAAAAGUAGUCAGCUCUUCUUUUACAAUACGUGUGAUGAUAGGUUGAAAAGUCUUGAAGGUAAAGUGAAGUGUCCAUUUGAUGUUUUAAUGAGGGUUGUUUAUGUUAUUGCUUCGUUAUUAGUUUCUUUUGGCUUUUUAAUCAUUAUUUAUUUGAUUGUCAAGAAAUGCCAUAAAAAUAGUAUGAGAUACAGCUUAGUGAUGAGAGAAAAAUGA
Molecule: messenger RNA, 1413 nt
Organism: Paramecium tetraurelia
Lineage: Eukaryota; Ciliophora; Oligohymenophorea; Peniculida; Parameciidae
Exons: 2
Source: RefSeq, a predicted model, not a curated record